This is a messenger RNA of Rhodamnia argentea, 1996 nucleotides long. RefSeq names its product linolenate 9R-lipoxygenase-like. NCBI's taxonomy places the organism in Eukaryota, Viridiplantae, Streptophyta, Magnoliopsida, Myrtales, Myrtaceae. Gene Ontology annotation, biological process: response to oxidative stress. The transcript is spliced from 2 exons. Gene Ontology annotation, molecular function: catalase activity; heme binding. Bases 262 to 1815 code for a protein of 517 amino acids. The record is from RefSeq and is a predicted model, not a curated record.
UUGGCAAUCGCCUACUUUGCUCACGGCCUGGUCCUUAGUUUAUUGACGUCAAUCUUUACCCAUUUGCUUGCUGGUAAAGGAAAGAAAACACAGACUCACAUUAAAAACUGGCUUGGCCACCGACUUGCCAUUGCUUGCCACCUCCGAUUUGCCAAGCUUCUUUCUGGAACGGAAGCCUUCUGCGUGUACUUGCGCUUGUUAGGUGCAAAAGUAGGCAGGUAUUGUUCCAUCAGAUCCAUCAACCCGGUUUCGGAUCCAAGUAUGGUUUCGAUAGGCGCCGGUGUGCAUUUAGGUGAUUUUAGCAGGAUCGUCACAGGUUUUUAUUGCCAGAGUGGAUACAUCCAGAGUAAUGUUGAUGUGAAGGAUAAUUCAGUUAUCGGAAGCCAAAGCCUUAUUCUUCCCGGCUCUGUAGUCGAAGAGGAUGUUAUUCUCGGGGCAAUUUCAGUUGCUCCAGUCAAUUCAGUUCUCCAGAGUGGUGGUGUUUACAUGGGGUCUCAAUGUCCAGUUAUGGUCAAGAACACAACACACGCUUUGGACGACAGGAUUGAGGAGAUGGAUCCGAGAUAUAAAAAGAUAGUUGGCAAUUUGGCUGCGAACUUGGCAGCGACAACUCUCAAGGUGAAAUCGAGAUACUUCCAUCGUAUCGGUGUUAGCGGGAAGGGAUACUUGAAACUCUACGACAACGUUGAAGGAUUGCCAGAGCACAACAUCUUUGGCGCUGCAAAGAAGUAUGCAGUCAUUGUCCGCCACAGCAAUAGCUUGAGUGCCGAUGAUGAUGCAAGGUUAGAUGCACGAGGAGCGGCACUAAGGAUACUCUCGAAUGAAAACGAGGAUGCUUCUCCACUUCUCGACUUGACUUUGAAGACAGGGAAGGCAUUCUAUGCACGCACAAUCUCCGAUUUCGCAACCUGGCUGGUGUGCGGGCUUGCCGCAAGGGAGGAGCAUGUCAAGCGGGUCCCGCACGUGCGCGAUGCAGUGUGGGCCUCCCUCCGUCAAGCUGACUCCUAUGCGGACCUGCAUUACUUCUCGAAUAUCUGUAGGCUGUUCCGCUUUAAGGACGGACAGGAAAUGUACGUGAAGUUCAAGUUGAGCCCCUUCGACGGAAGUAUUGUAGAAGAUUUUGGUAAGGUGGAACCCUCGGGGAUCCUUCCGCCUGAAACUGGUGCGAUACCACGGGAUGCUAAUGACACCCGCCCGUUACUUUUCCUAGCUGAAGAUUUCCAGAACCGUGUGAACUCUCCAAACGGGGUCCGUUACAUAUUCCAGCUUCAAGUCAGGCCAAUUCCACAGGACGAAGCUGCACGCGACAUCGCUCUCGAUUGCACGAAACCUUGGGAUGAAUCGCAGUUCCCCUACAUCGAUGCCGGCGAGGUCAUUAUCAACAAAAAUCUCACAAAAGAAGGCUCGGAAAGGCUAGAAUUUAAUCCGUUCCUCCGAUGCCACGAGGUGGAUGUAAUCCGGGCCACAUCAAGUAGCGAGAGCGCAUCGAUCGAUCACGGCCGUUCCCUAGUCUAUGAGAUCUGCCAGCACCUGAGGAAUGGAGAUCCUCUUCCUGAGGCAUGGAGGGUCUUCCUGGAGCAGUCGGACGUGAGGGUUGACCUCUCCGGUUGUCCAAUGGCCGCUUCACUCGAGAGAAAAGAUACCGAGAAAGUGACCCUUUCGAGGCCCUGGUACUUAACCACAUGGAUUGUGGUCGGAGAGGGCGGGUUCGUGGGGAGCAGGGCGGUGGCCAUGCCCGGGGUGGCGGUGGAGAGCGGAGGGAGCUUGAGCGCUCUCUCGCUCGCCAUGAAGGGAGAGGUCAUCAGAUCAAGAUGAUGAUCGGAGUCGAAGAGUAUUGCGCACGUUACUUAGCCGGGAAAACUAUGUGACCACAUGAUAUCGGACAUAGUUUCAUUUAGUCUCGUGUACUAAUAAUCUCUAGGGAUUUUCGCCUAAUAAACACGAGAACACAGGAUAUGGUUUAUUAGCUCUCGCCUUGCGAAAAAAAAAUGUGGCA